CUUUUUUAUUUUUUUUUUUCAACAUCGUAUCUCUACUCAGUUAACCUCAUUCCUCUUCUUGCCACUCUUUGCUUUAUUUCUCUUUCUUUUUUUGCAAGACAUGGAUCCCUUCUCCACAUUUUUUCGGGAUCCACGUCUCACCCAAAGACCACAGCGGCGUCAAGAGCGACAGGAUUUCUUUCCUUCCUUUUCUGAUCCCUUCUUUUCUGAUCCUUUCUCUCAGGCGGAUAGCAAUACUUUUCUGGACAAUGACGACUAUACCCUUGGCAGUACAAACUCAUUUAAGCCUCGCCAGCAGAGACAGUCACGUCAACAACAGCAACACCCUUCGCGGCAGCAACAACAGCAGCACUAUGAUAAAAACGAACAUGACGAUGAUGAUGAUGAUAACGAUGAUGACGACGAUGAUGACGAUGUAGAGGAGCAAGAAGAGUAUGCGCCUCAACAUAAAGGUCCACUCCGAGGAGUUACUCAAAGAAGACAGCACCAGCAGCAACCUCAACAACAAAGAAGGCAGCAACGCAAUUAUCCAGAGGAAGCAUAUCAAGCUCCAUAUCAAACCGUAAACAAUCGCCAACCCCAUGGCAUACACCAUUAUCAACAGCAUCAACACCGUCCACAGCAGGAACAUCCUCAAUGGCGUCCUACUCAAGCUUCUUCAAAAAAGCGUAAUCAUCGUCAUCGUCGGAAAGAAACACAACAAGCUAAGGCUGAUCAAGCUACAUCCGCACAAGUUUCAUCAAACGACCCAGCAAUAGCUGCUGCUGCAUCUGAAGAGGGUGAUGAUGAGAUGGUCUCACAAGACGCUACUUUUAGUGAUAAUGAUAUUCAGGAAUCAUCAUCAGUCAAAACUUCGGUUCCUGUGCAAAGACCGACUAAGCCACAGCAUUCGAAUCCGUCUGCUACAGCUGCCCACCAAACAACCUCACAUCCUGAACGUCAAGCUCCUGCGCUAUCCUCGUCCGGAGAAAGCGACGGUUAUGAGCAACAGACAACUGGAAGCACCUCUGAUGAUGAUCUGGUCUUGCCUGGUCGUGAGCUUCAGCAGAAGAGUCUAGCCGAGCUUGACCAGAUUGAGGCCAAUCUAGAGGAACUAUCCAAGGAGCUGGAUCAAAUCCUGUCGGGCGAAAUCUCGAACAGCAAACGUGUUUUAUUGACAGAAGAGAAUUUAACCAAAGCCAUGCUCAAGAUUGACGCUGUCGAGAGUGGAGGUGAACCGUCUAUUCGACAGAGACGUAAAGGACUGAUUGCUCGAGCUGAACAGUUAUUGCUCAAGGUGGAUGACUUUAAGCGUCGGACUAAGACCAGUGCAUGGAACCCAUAA
Messenger RNA from Lobosporangium transversale, 1324 nucleotides. RefSeq lists its product as hypothetical. The transcript has a single exon. Gene Ontology annotation, molecular function: protein-folding chaperone binding. Bases 101 to 1324 code for a protein of 407 amino acids. NCBI's taxonomy places the organism in Eukaryota, Fungi, Mortierellomycota, Mortierellomycetes, Mortierellales, Mortierellaceae. The record is from RefSeq and is a predicted model, not a curated record.